AUGUCAUCAGGGAAUUCAUCUGUCCCGCAAAAUCCUCAUACUUUAAAUAGUGUUGUUGGUGAAAGCAAUGAAACUAUUAAUGAAGUUAAUGAACAAGCUGAAGGAGUUGAAAGGGUAGGCUUACAUUUAGAUGGUUAUGACACACCACUAAACGAAGAAACAGAAACCCAACAAGAGUUUCAAACAAACAAAAGGAAAAAAACUUCAGGUGUGUGGGUUGAUUUUCAAGUGGUGAAUGUAGCUGGAACACAAAAGGUAGAAUGUAUUCAUUGUCAUCAUCGGUUUGCAUUUAAUAAAACGGGAACGACAACGAGCUACAAGAGGCAUCAAGAGAAAUGUGCUAUGAGGAAGAAAACUGUGCAGGUGGUUGAUAAUCAAACAAAGUUAAACUUUUUGCCCAGUGAUGGAGUUUCAUCUUCUAUUCCUCCAUUACAUCAUGGAAGGGUUGACAUUUCAUCUUCUAUUCCUCCAUUACAUCAUGGAAGGGUUGACAUGGAAGUAGUGAGAGAGUCAUUACAUCAUGGAAGGGUUGACAUGGAAGUAGUGAGAGAGUCUAUUGCCAAUUGGAUCAUGAUGCAUGAGCAUCCAUUUACCCUUGUGGAAGAAGCAGGAUUUAACGUCUUGAUGAAAAGUAUAAUGCCAGAGUGGAAACGGAUUAGUAGAAGCACAAUCAAAUCAGAUUGUUUGAAGGUCUAUGAGAUUGAAAAGAAAAAGUUGAAGAACAAUCUAGAAUCCGUUAGUAAAGGCAUUGAAAGGAAAGUUUUUACGAUUACAGUUGACAAUGCUACCAGUAAUGAUUCUGCAAUUCGGUACAUGAAGGAUACACUUCAAAGAUCAAGAAGUUUGGUAUGUGGGGGGUGUUUAUUUCAUGUUCGUUGUUGUGCACACAUUUUGAACUUGUGUGUUCAAGAUGGAUUAGAGGAGAUUAGGCAUGUCAUUUGUGAUGUUCGGGAUAGUGUGGAGUAUGUGAACCAAUCAGAGGCUAGGCGUAUACAAUUUGCGGACUGUGUGCAACAAUUACAAUUGAAAGAUAGGAAAUUGAUACGUGAUUGUAAAACAAGAUGGAACUCCACGUUUGAGAUGCUAAGUUGUGCACUGAAGUUCAAAGAAGCCUUCAAGAUGCUAAAAGAUCGGGAUCCAUUCUUUGACAGUUGUCCAGAAGAAGAUGAUUGGGAUAAAGUCACUAAAGUUUGCUCAAUUUUAGAGGCUUUUUGGACAGCUACUCACAUUAUAUCAGGUUGUGAGUACCCUACUUCAAAUUUGUUUCUUCAAGAAGUUCAGAAAAUCAAAUCAGCAUUGGAUAGCCAUGUUCUAACACUUUCGGAAGCCAAACCACCCACCCAACUUCUACAUAUCAUUGGGAUGAUUUUGAUGCAUAUUGUGAAGAAGUUGAGACUGCAGAGCCUACAAGAUCAGAGCUAG
Ipomoea triloba (trilobed morning glory) is the source of this 1422-nucleotide messenger RNA. RefSeq names its product zinc finger BED domain-containing protein RICESLEEPER 3-like. The transcript has 5 exons. The coding region runs from base 1 to 1422 and encodes 473 amino acids. NCBI's taxonomy places the organism in Eukaryota, Viridiplantae, Streptophyta, Magnoliopsida, Solanales, Convolvulaceae. The record is from RefSeq and is a predicted model, not a curated record.